GUGCUCAUUAUAUAACAAACUGGAAUUAAAUACGGUACUUCUAAUAAUGACUUCUUCCAAUCAGUCCAAACUGGGUUCCCACUUAUACCCUAUGAUAUACAUCUCUGUAACGUAAAACUUUAUCCUUUCUGCUCGGCGCGUUGGCACAUUCUGUUCCUCCCACUAGAAUAUUUCCUGCACUUAUUCAAAUCAUACCUAUGACCACUGCAGAACUCCAGGCACGUGGCCGUUCCAUCGAAACCCCUGCGCUCAGAGAUUUGACCAAACUCUAGCACAGUUUUAGCAGCAUAAGGUCCUGUGCCCAGGACGACUGCCUCAGUAAGCUGAACCACGUGAUGUAACCAGCACAGAACUGAUAACAGGUCUCUGACAUCCCUUUCUUAGAACAUUUACUAAAGGGCCUACAAUUGUAAAUACUUAUUUCUUGCUACUCAGAAGUUCUCUCUCAAGGACCAGAGAGCCAUUCCCUGGAAAUGUAAUCAAGAAGGAUAAAAUCCUCCGUAGGAGGAUACAAUCCUGCGGUAACUGUUGAAACACACACACACAGCUGGCCUAAUCACAUUUACACUAACAACUCUGUAGGUUCACUUUCUCUACUGAGAGCCCGUGUAUCCCCUUUCUCCUUUUAAAAGGCCCCUUUAAAAAUGCCCAGGUCACCUCUGCACAAAUCGAAAUAGUGCUCAGCUCUUUCCUGUCAGUAGUUAACUGAACAAAUGUUUUCACCGCUUUAACGUCCAGCUGCGCUUAUUUUUGACCUCGACUACCUAAAGUCUACCUUUAGUCCCACGACUCUGACAAAACGAUCUCAAUAUGGGCGUAAAAUGACCUCCCCUUUCAAGGAUCUUCCAAAGCACUUCCUGUCUGAGGCAUACAAACUGUAUUGGCACGGAAUUUUACACUUACUGAGCUUUACAGACACCUCGUCACAUCCACACAUUCAGGACACACACUAGGUAUUCGGGUAAAAACAAAAAACAAACAAACAAAAACACAAAAAACUGGCUAAAUACCCAUUCCCCUCAAUAACUCGGAUGAGAGAUCUAAAAAGGGUCGACCUGCGGUACCUUUCUGUCCUCUCCCCUCUCGCUGUUUGCCUACACUGGCUUCCUUGCCUUCCCUUUUUCCCACGUUUAUGGAGCCAAAACAAGCACGGUUCAGCAGCCUCCUUCCCAGCCCUAACCCUGUGCUGCAAAAGCGAAAAUUCAAAGCCAAGAACAAUAGGAGACCGCCCACCCGGGCUCACUCGCGACACUAGGGGGAGCGAUACGGCUGCAGGAAAGGGGGAGCCUCGCGGCAGAGGCGGGAUUUCCGGGGUCACGGGAACCGGCAGGGGAACAGGAUAAAGUCCUUGGAGAAAGGAAAAGGAGCGUGGGAUAGUAAAGGCGGCGACGCGGAGAAGAGGAGGGGACAUACAGGAACGGAGGACAGGCGCGGAGGAGGUUCCCGGUGGGAGCAGAAACAAAGACACGCAAAGCGGAAGAGCGUGUGUAAGGUAGCGGAAAAGGAAGUCACCGCCGCGGCCUGCGGGGCUACGUGGUCGUAAAGAAAUGGCAAAAAGUCUUUUGAAGACAUCCUCUCUGUCUGGAAGGACAAAAUUGCUACAUCAAACAGGAUUGUCACUUUAUAGUACAUCCCAUGGAUUUUAUGAGGAAGAAGUGAAAAAAAAACUUCAGCAGUUUCCUGGUGGAUCCAUUGACCUUCAGAAAGAAGACAGUGGCAUUGGCAUUCUUACUCUGAACAAUCCAAGUAAAAUGAAUGCCUUCUCAGGUGUUAUGAUGCUACAACUUCUGGAAAAAGUAAUUGAAUUGGAAAAUUGGACAGAGGGGAAAGGCCUCAUUGUUCGUGGGGCAAAAAAUACUUUCUCUUCAGGAUCUGAUCUGAAUGCUGUGAAAUCACUAGGAACUCCGGAGGAUGGAAUGGCCGUAUGCAUGUUCAUGCAAAACACCUUAACAAGAUUUAUGAGACUUCCUUUAAUAAGUGUUGCGCUGGUUCAAGGUUGGGCAUUGGGUGGAGGAGCAGAAUUUACUACGGCAUGUGAUUUCAGGUUAAUGACUCCAGAGAGUAAGAUCAGAUUCGUCCACAAAGAGAUGGGCAUAAUACCAAGCUGGGGUGGCACCACCCGGCUAGUUGAAAUAAUUGGAAGUAGACAAGCUCUCAAAGUGCUGAGUGGGGCCCUUAAACUGGAUUCAAAAUACGCUCUACACAUAGGAAUGGCUGAAGAGGUCUUGCAGUCUUCAGAUGAAACUAAAUCUCUAGAAGAGGCACAAGAAUGGCUAAAGCAAUUCAUCCAAGGGCCACCGGAAGUAAUCAGAGCUUUGAAAAAAUCUGUUUGUUCAGGCAGAGAGCUAUAUUUGGAGGAAGCAUUACAGAAUGAAAGAGAUCUUUUAGGAACAGUUUGGGGUGGGCCUGCAAAUUUAGAGGCUAUUGCUAAGAAAGGAAAAUUUAAUAAAUAAUUGGUUUUUCGUGUGGAUGUACUCCAAGUAAAGCUCCAGUGACUAAUAUGUAUAAAUGUUAAAUGAUGUUAAAUAUGAACAUCAGAAUUACUUUGAAGGCUACUAUUAAUAUACAGACUUGUUUUUAAUCAUCUUUUGAAUAUCUGAACUCAUUUACCUCAUUUCUUGCCAGUUAUUCACUUGGGUAUUUACUGCAUAAUCUGGAACAUUUAGCUAAAAUACACACUUUUGGCUUAAAAAUUAUUGCUCUCAAUUCCAAUAAUAAUUCUUAGCUUAUAAGCAAAGAGCAGUGUUUAAAAGGAGAACUUCUGUACAAAACCUAUUCCUGGUGUUACUUUUCAUAAAAUUUUGUCUUACCUGUCUUACCUGGAAAUAAUUUACCAAAAUAAUGAGUAUUGCUAUUAAAGAGCAAAAGUGGGGAGGGAUCAGGGAACAAGAAAACAAGAAAGGAUAUGAUCAAUUAUUUUCUUCUGCUCCAAACAGCCGGAGUAAAAUUCAUGGGAAAUGGCCCUUAAUUUAAAAAAAGAUGUACCUCACUACCCACUACAAAUUUGGAACUUUAUUUGAUCUUUUCAAUAAUUAAGUUUUCUAUUAUAAAUUAUCUACUAAUUUAUAGUAGAUAAAUUUAUAGUAGAUAGUGGUAGCCAUGACAUGGAAAGUCAACUGAUUUUACAAAUUGAACAUUAAUUUGUGUGCCCUGGAAUUUCCAACUAGUAAUAAACAACUACUUUUGAUGUAGUUUUAAAAUUAAAACCACUCGAAGGGACUCAUGAAGCAUCUUGCAACAUAAAUUUGCAUUUUUACAUCAGAUUUAUUUUUUUUUACUGAGAAACAACUAACCUUUUAUAACUGUCUUUCAAAAGUAAACGUAAAAAUGCACAACAUAAAAUGUUUAUGAUCAUCCCAGAAAUACACUUUUUAAAAAAUGUGAAAGUCCAAGAAUGAAGUUCUAGUUCUGACUCAUCACAAGAGGUCAAAAGUAUUUGCUACUGUAACAUUCAAUUCACAUUUGAGAAUCAUGGUAAAAAUAACUUGCAUUUGCCUUAUACAUAAUCCUACUGUUGAGUUUGGAAAAUAUGGUUAGACAGACUCACGUUACUUUUUUCAGAGGUAAAUUCUAGAUUACUGUGUCAACCUAAUAUUUUCUAUUUGGCCAUAGAUGUAAAAUCUACCAAAUAAAAGUGGAUUUUGUGGUCUACAA
Chlorocebus sabaeus (green monkey) is the source of this 3654-nucleotide messenger RNA. RefSeq names its product ethylmalonyl-CoA decarboxylase 1 (gene ECHDC1). Gene Ontology annotation, molecular function: catalytic activity. The record is from RefSeq and is a predicted model, not a curated record. Gene Ontology annotation, biological process: fatty acid beta-oxidation. Lineage: Eukaryota; Metazoa; Chordata; Mammalia; Primates; Cercopithecidae. Gene Ontology annotation, cellular component: cytosol.